Molecule: messenger RNA, 1259 nt
Organism: Mytilus californianus (California mussel)
Lineage: Eukaryota; Metazoa; Mollusca; Bivalvia; Mytilida; Mytilidae
Product: lysine-rich nucleolar protein 1-like
Source: RefSeq, a predicted model, not a curated record
UCUUAUAACUCUGCAUCAAUAUCCGGCGCUUGUUUCACGUGUUGAAAGUUUGUUUACGUCUUUAAAAAAAUACUGUGUCGUCGAAGAAUGGAAUUCGAAGAAGUCAGAAAGAAGAAAAAAAAUAAAAGAAUACCAACUGAAAGAGAAAAUUAUAAUGAAAAUCAUGUAGAUGAAAUAGCCAGGAAUACAGAAAAAAGUUCAAAGAAAAAACAUAUGAUUGAGGGUCAAGAAGAUGAUGUUCAGAUAAGUAAUGACCAUGGGGACAGUUUAUCUAAAAAGUCAAAAAAGAAAAAGAAAAGAAAACAUUUUGAUUUAGAAAAUACUGAAAGCAGUGAUGAGCCAAUACACAAAAAGGUUAAGGAAAAUACAAGUCAUGACCAAAAGAAAGAAAGUAAAAUUGAGGAAGUACAAUCUAAUUAUUUAGAUUCAACAAAGUGUAAAAAGCAUAAGAAAAAGAAACAUAAAGAACGCUCAGAAGAAGACAAUCAUUUGACUUCAGGAAACUCUGAUGAUGAAAAAGUUGCAAAAAUAAAAAAGAAGAAAAAGGACAAAAAGAAUAAAACUAAAGAUAAAUCAAUUAUAUAUAAUCAUGACGAGACAGAAUUUUCUGAUGAAUUAACAAAUGAUAAGAAAUCAAAAAAAAAAGAAGAAAAAGAAAAUUGAAACAACAAAUAUGACGAAAAAAUGAGAGAAAAUAGUAGUAAUGGUCAAGACGAUGAGGAAGUUAGAAGGAAAUCAAAGAAAAAGAAGAAAAGGAAUAAUGAUAAUUCACAUUCUGAUUCAGAUACGAGUCAUAACAGUAUCAAAGCUGGUCUAAAAAAAAAAGACAAGAAAAAAUUAAAACAUAAUAAAGACCAUGAACUAUCGGAUCAUAUUAGACAAAAAGGAGAAAAUGGUAGUUGUAGAAAGAAUGAUACAUGUACCAAAGUAGAAACACUUCAGACAGGACAGUGGGGAACUGCAUUUACAGAAAAUAAAGACAAACAAAGCAAAUUUCUCCGACUGUUAGGAGGUUUUAAAAAGAGUGGUGAGGAUCAAGAUGCAAAAACACAAAAGUUUACAUCAAAAUUUGCUAAUCGUGCUAUGGACAAAACUACUGAGGAAAAUUAUCAGAAAAAAUUAGAACAUCAGUAUGAAAAGGCAAUGACAACAAACUUACAGAGAGGUAUAGGACUUGGGUUCCAACAGCCUCCAGAUGCUGGGAAAAAGUUUUAUAUUGACAAAGGCAGCUCAAAAUCAAUAAAAUUUGAUAAUUAGUA